AUGAACAGCCUCCCUCGAAUACCAUUGCGAUCACUUCAAGCGAGCACCUCGCUAUGGGCAUGUACAUCAUGUCGCCGCUCUCUUGCCCGAGCGACGCAAUCGCCCCUUCGAGCCGAUCCCAGGCACACCCGUAGAGCUGUGUCGAAUAGCUCUGCGAGUAAGCAGCAACAGGCGAUGGCUCCCUCAAUGGAGCGCAUGCGGGCGUACUACAAGUACAAGAAUCGGACUACCAUGUUCUACACGCUCAGCAUCAUCCUCGGCACAGUCGCCUUUUCGUACGGCUCCGUGCCUAUGUAUAAGAUGAUCUGCCAGACAACAGGCUGGGGUGGGCAACCGAUCCGCGCCCCGGGACACGGUGGCAGCUCCAGCGACCAAGACUUCGACCCAGCUUCACGAGUCAUCCCAGUGACGGACGCGCGCCGUAUCCGCGUGACAUUCAAUGCGUCCGUGUCGGAUAUCCUGCCUUGGAAGUUUGUACCGCAGCAACGCGAGGUGCGGGUGCUACCCGGCGAGACGGCGCUGGCCUUCUAUACGGCAACGAACCGCAGCGACAGCGACAUCAUCGGCGUCGCUACGUACAGCGUCACACCCGCGCAGGUCGCACCGUAUUUCAGCAAGAUUCAGUGUUUCUGUUUUGAGGAGCAGCGCCUCAAUGCUGGCGAGACGGUUGAUAUGCCUGUGUUCUUCUACCUGGAUCCCGAUAUGCUGAACGAUUUGAAUAUGCGCGGCAUAAACGAGGUUACGUUGAGUUAUACGUUCUUCAAGGCGAAAUAUGACAACAAUGGGAACUUCAAGAGUUUUCCAGCGACAUAA
Messenger RNA from Anthostomella pinea, 813 nucleotides. The record is from the annotation of a GenBank genome assembly. NCBI's taxonomy places the organism in Eukaryota, Fungi, Ascomycota, Sordariomycetes, Xylariales, Xylariaceae.